CAUGGGUUUUGGCCACCUCCUCCAUAUUAUUUUAUGCCUUUAGCCUUAUAUUCCUACUCUCUUUACCUGGCUUGCUCACUUCUGCCUAAGUUCUUUACUGACCAGUUCAUUCUAGUGAGAGAAAAUCAUGAAGGCCUUUAAUUGGUUGAACAAGAUAUUUCACCACAACAAUAUUGCAAACUAUAGCCACAUUCUCCAAAGAAAAGAUGUUUUCUCUGUCGAAGCGGUAGAAGAGAAGGAAGAGAGAAUACGCGAGAGCGUCACGGAGCGCGACACUGAAGCCUUGCUGCUCCACGACGUGCUGUUCAACGGGAUCCUUGCGAUCGGCACAUUCGGCCACCGCUACCCUCUUCUCGCCCCUGAAGAAGAGAUGAAAUUAGAUCAGGAAGAGAAGGGAUCAGGAGCGGAAAAUUAUCAUGAAGUUCCUGGAGCUACAGUGCUUGUAGUAGCAGCUAAUAAACCACCUGCUGCCUCGUUCAACAUGAAGUCACCAACAGAUGGCAAGGAGAUGCUGACGGAGGUGGUGGUGCUCAGAGCAGAGGCUGGGGAGGAUGCGACGAAGCUUCAGGAGAAGCCGCUUCUGGAAACGGAGGAAGAGGUGGCUGCGGAGAAGCCGAGGACGACGCUCGCCGAUCUCUUCGCCGCAGACGCGCUUUUCGUGGACGGUCCGGCGAGGGAGAGUGUCAACGGAGAUGAUGACGACGAUUCGCCGGAGGGAAUCUCAAAGGACGCGUGUUGCGCAGACAAGAAGCAGAGCAAGAAGAAAGAGGAGAAGCCCCUCCAGGCAGCUUCUUCGACCAAAAGGAAACUGCAGCGAGUGAUGAGGAAGAUGAUGAGGAAGAAGAUCCACCCUGAACAGCUCAACGGAGGGCGUAGUCUUAAGGGGAUACCGAUGAUGGUCAGAGGUGAUGAAAAUGUGGGACAUGGCAUCAGUGCUGGAACUAAUUAACACGCAGAGCAAUUAAAUGCGUGGUGGGUUAUAAUUAAUGCAUCUUCUACCUUGCUUUUAGCUCAUGAACCAAUUAAUUCCAUUUCUUGUGAAGCUAGUAUUUUGUAUGUUACAAGAACCUGUAGUUUAAUUGUGUCAUUCACAAUAAAAUUGUUUUUUUUUCUUUAUCA
Molecule: messenger RNA, 1119 nt
Organism: Ananas comosus (pineapple)
Lineage: Eukaryota; Viridiplantae; Streptophyta; Magnoliopsida; Poales; Bromeliaceae
Exons: 6
Coding region: 128-949 (273 amino acids)
Biological process (GO): morphogenesis of a branching structure
Source: RefSeq, a predicted model, not a curated record